CAGGGUGCAAGCUGUUGCUGGCACGCCUCGCCAGCAGUUCGGCAUGGACCCCGCUGUCAACGAAAAAAGACCGAACGCAUCUUUCCCCGCUUUCUCGGUCACCCACAGGGCCACGAAGGCGAUCGCGCAUCGCGGCGUGGGCUGGAGAGGUCUUCUUCCCGGGGGGGCGGCGCGAGAGUGAGCGAAGAUGGCCAUGUCUCGCGCCCUGGGCGGCUCGACGCCCGGAGUUGGAUGGCCUGGGGGGCCACAGGAGGAGCAGAACAGGGGCGAGCAGAGGCCGCUGUGGCUCACAGCGCAGCCUCGCCAGCCCAGCCCAGAUUCAAGCAGUGGAAUGCCGGGACGGUCGGUCCCUGUUCAACAUAUUGAAGAAGCCGCGCGAUUCGCGCAGCGCUCGCCCAGGUGAGCCAAUGGCACGUGGUCGGGCUCUGCUCGUGUGCGCGCUGUUCGCGCUGCCUCGCUCCCAUUGUGCCGCACGCGCUGAGGCGGCGGGCACGAGCAAGGAGAGGACCCUGUGAACAAGAUCAUCCGGCUCCUGACAGAUAUGAAGGACCAGGUGGAAAAGGAGGCUUCAGCGGACACACUCGGCUACAACAAGUACAUGUGUUGGUGCGAUACGAACAGGAAGGAGAAGACGGAGGCCGUCGAGAUCGCCACCAAAAAGAUCGCGGAGCUGACCACGUUCUUGGAGGAGGGAGCGGCCAAGAAGGACAAGCUGAAGACGGAGAUCGAAGGCCUAGCUGCCGACAUCGCCCAGGACACCGAGACGCUGGCCACGGCGACAGCGCAGCGCCAGGACGAAAAUUCAAAGUUCAAGGGGGCGGAGGCCGACAUGAAGGAGACCCGCCAGCUCCUAACCGGGGCCGUGGAGGUGCUCUCAAAGGUGCAGUUGCUCCAGACGGACGCCUCUGCUGCAGAGGCCAAGAAGGCCAAGGUCGCCCUGGUGCAGGUCCGCAACAUUGUCAGCAGGCGUUUCCCGAAGUAUGAGAGUAUCAUGCAGCGCGACUUCUAUGACUUUCUGGGGUCCUUCGGGGAGAGGACACAGCCCAGCCAGCUGCUCACUGGCGCGACCAUGAGCGACGCCGAUCGCACAAAGGCCGCCUCGCUGGCGCAGUCCGCACACCAGAGCCAGCUGCUGCCCUGGGAGAAGACGGAAGAGCAGCUCGGCCAGGAGAAGAAGCCGAACGAGCUCAUCGGAGCCGCCGCCGGCGCUAAGUCGUACAACUCCCGCAGCGGCCGCGUCCUCGGCGUGCUCGGCGAGCUGAAGGACGAGUUCACGAGGGACUUAGCAAAGGCAACCUACGACGAGUACCUGGCACUCGUGUCGUUCCAGAAGCUGAAGUCUGCCAAGGCCUCCGAGAUCUUCAUCGCCACCGAGACGAAGAAGCGCAAGGAGACAGCACUAGCCGAGCUCCUCGACGCCAUCGCGAAGGCCAAUGCGGACAAGGCCGCGAUGGAGGACGCCAAGGCAGCGGACGAGGCGUUCCUCGCCGAGCUCGAGCAGAGUUGCAAGGACGAGGACGCGGCCUACCACCAGCGCUUGGCGGACCGCACCGAGGAGAUCCACGCGCUGUCCGAGGCCCUGAAGAUCCUCACCGAGGACGACGCGCGCGCUACGUUCGGCCGCUCCUUCAGCCUGCUGCAGCAGCGGUCGCAGCGGAGGGCGUCCGCUGAGGCAGAACUCGCACAGGACCGACGCUCCGAGAAGGCCAUGCAGCGCAUCGCGGCGAUUGCCAAGAAGCACAAGAACUGGGCGCUGGUGUCGCUGGCCGUGCGCACCCGUCUGGACUCCUUCACGGAGGUGAUCGCGGCCAUGGACGCCAUGGCGGCCGAGCUGGCAACUCAGCAGAAGAAGGAGUACGAGAAGUGGGAGUCCUGCAAGUCCGAGAUCGACAAGACCGAGGACACCAUCAAGGUGGAGGAACGCACGAAGAAGGAGCUCGGCGAGACGCACACGUUGCUGGUGGAGAAGAUCGACACCCUGAAUGGUGAGAUUGCCGAGCUCAGGAAGCAGGUGGCCGACAACGAGGUGGCCCUCAAGGACGCAGGCGAGGACCGGAAGGCCGACAACCAGCUGUACCAGGCCUCCGUCAUGGACCAGCGCGCCACGGUGCGCAUCCUCGAGAAGGCCCUCGCGCGGCUGAAGACAUACUACGCCAUGCUGCAGACUCAGCAGCCCGUUCCUGGCGCCACCGCUCCUCCGCCACCGGCCAGGGGAAAGGCAUACGAGAAGGGCGCCGGCGCUGCAGGGGUCCUGCAAGUCAUACAGAUGGUCAUCGAGGACGCCACGCGCACUGAGCAGGCACUCGACAAGGACGAGAACGAGGCGCAAAAGCGCUACGCGGCCAUCGUGAACGGCCUCACGGCCAGCAUCGAGGCAGACCGCAUUGCGAUCGAGGAGAAGGAGCAGCAGGUGGCCUCCACCGAAGUGGAGAAGAGCGAGACAGAGGAGUCUCAGCUGGCCAACGAGGAGGAGCUGAAGAACCUCGCGGAACUGCUGCACGCGCACCACCUGGAGUAUUCGGCGGAUUUCUUGCUCAAGUAUUUCGACAUCCGUCAAAAGGCGCGGCAGGAGGAGAUGGACGCCAUCGGCGACGCCAAGGCGAUUUUAUCGGGAGCUGACUUCGGCAAGUAACGUCUGAUUCGCCCGGCGGGCGGGCCGCGUUUGUGUUGAGGAAUGUGAUAUUCGACGUCCGAGCGACGAGGAGGAAGGACUGACGGUGAGAA
This is a messenger RNA of Prorocentrum cordatum, 2724 nucleotides long. The record is from the annotation of a GenBank genome assembly. NCBI's taxonomy places the organism in Eukaryota, Dinophyceae, Prorocentrales, Prorocentraceae.